GUCGGAGGGAGAACACCAGGCGCGGCGCGGGCGGCUCCGGCUCCGACUCCGGCCCCGGCCCGGGAGAGGCGAUGGCGAGCCGCGAUAGCAACCACGCUGGCGAGAGCUUUCUCGGCUCCGACGGGGACGAGGAGGCGACCCGGGAGCUGGAGACAGAGGAGGAGUCGGAGGGCGAGGAGGACGAGACGGCGGCGGAGUCGGAGGAGGAGCCGGACGCCAGGUUGUCAGACCAGGAUGAAGAGGGAAAGAUCAAGCAGGAGUGUAUCAUAUCUGACCCCUCAUUUUCCAUGGUGACAGUCCAAAGGGAAGAUAGUGGGAUAACCUGGGAAACCAAUUCAAGUAGAUCUUCUACUCCUUGGGCUUCAGAAGAAAGUCAGACUUCCGGUGUGUGUAGUCGAGAAGGGUCAACUGUGAAUUCUCCUCCUGGAAAUGUUUCCUUUAUUGUGGAUGAAGUGAAAAAGGUUCAGAAAAGGACUCAUAAGUCAAAGCAUGGUUCACCAUCAUUACGCCGGAAAGGCAACAAAAAAAGAAAUUCAUUUGAAUCCCAAGAUGUUCCAACAAACAAAAAAGGCAGUCCUUUAACUUCAGCAAGCCAGAUACUAACCACGGAGAAAGAGAAGUCAUAUACUGGUGUUUAUGAUAAAGCAAGAAAAAAGAAGACCCCUUCAAAUACACCUCCGAUCACUGGGGCAAUAUACAAAGAACACAAGCCAUUAGUGUUAAGACCAGUCUACAUAGGAACAGUACAAUAUAAAAUUAAGAUGUUUAAUUCAGUUAAAGAAGAAUUAAUUCCUCUACAAUUUUAUGGAACAUUACCAAAGGGUUAUGUAAUUAAAGAAAUACAUUAUAGGAAAGGGAAAGAUGCAUCCAUUAGUCUAGAGCCAGAUUUGGACAAUAGUGAUUCUAAUACAGUGUCCAAAACAAGCAAAUUAGUAGCCCAAAGCAUAGAGGAUAAAGUGAAAGAGGUUGCUCCACCCUGGAGAGGCUCAAUCUCCAAAGGAUCAGAAUCCCUAACCUCAAUGUUCAGUCACGAAGAUCAAAAGAAAAUUUGUGCUGAUUCUCGCCUAAAUGCCACAUCUGCAUUGGAGCACACAGUUCCCUCUUAUUCAAGUAGUGACAGAGCAGAACAAGGAAUACAGCUCAGGCAUUCACAGUCAGUGCCACAACAGCCAGAAGAUGAAGCAAAACCACAUGAAGUGGAGCCUCCAUCUGUGACACCCGGCACACCUGCAACUGUGUUCCUGAGAACAGCAAAGGAAGAAUGUGAGCUUGCUUCACCAGGAACUGCAGCUUCAGAGAAUGACUCUUCAGUCUCACCGUCAUUUACUAAUGAGGUAAAGAAGGAAGACGUGUAUUCUGCUCACCAUUCCAUUUCUCUGGAGGCAGCGUUACCAGAUCUGGCAGCAUCUACCCAGGAUGGUUUGGACCCAGAUCAAGAACAGCCAGACCUGACUUCACUAGAAAGGGCAGAACCAGUCCCUGCAAAACUGACCCCUACCCAUCCCAGUGUCAAAGGAGAGAAGGAAGAAAAUGUGCUUGAGCCAUCCAUUUCUCUUUCUGAACCUCUAAUGUUAGAAGAACCAGAGAAAGAAGAAAUAGACACUUCCCUACCUGUAGCUGCUACCCCUGAACCUGAAGAUUCUAAUUUAGUAGAAGAAGAGAUCAUAGAACUUGAUUACCCAGAAAGCCCAUUAGUUUCCGAGAAGCCCUUCCCACCACAUAUGUCCCCUGAAGUGGAGCAUGAAGAAGAGGCGCUUAUUCUACCAUUAUUGGCAACAUCAACUCCUGAACAUGUUGCUUUGUCUGAGGAAGAAAGAGAGGAAAUUGCAUCUGUUUCUACCGAUUCUGCUUUCAUAUCAGAGUAUUCAGUACCACAGGAUUUGAACCAUGAACUAGAGAAGCGAGAAAGUGAGCCAGUUUCUCCAUCCAAUGUAGAAGCUAUAGCCGAACAUGCAGUUUUGUCAGAAGAAGAGAAUGAGGAAUUUGAGGCUUAUUCCCCAGCUGCAGCCUCUGCGUCUGAGCGCUCGCUCUCACCAUCCACAACUGAGAUGACUUUGGAGAGUCAGUCUCCGCUGUUUUCAACAGUUACACCAGAACACAUGGUCCUAUCAGGAGAUGAGGCCUCAGAAAGUGGGUGUUAUACACCAGACUCCACAUCUGCUUCUGAAUAUUCAGUUCCAUCACAGGCAACAAAAGAGUCACUGAAGAAAGUAAUUGACCAUAAGUCCCCGUUAAUAUCGAAAGGUGUUUCUGAGCACAUGAUUCCAUCAGAAGAGAAGGAAGACACUGGAUCGUUUACUCUAGCUGUGACCUCUGCUGCUGAGCCCUCUCUCUCACCAUCCACAACUGAGAAGACUUCUGAAUGCCAGUCACCACUGCCUUCUACUGCCACAUCAGAACACGUGGUCCCAUCAGAAGGAGAGGACCUAGGAAGUGAAUGUUUCACACCAGAUUCAAAGUUGAUCUCCAAAUAUGCAGCCCCACUCAAUGCAACACAGGAACCUCAAAAGAAAAUAAUUGAUGAGGCAUCCCAAUUCAAACUGAAAGGUAUUUCUGAGCACACGGUUCUGUCAGUAGAAGGGAAGGAGGACAUUGGACCAUCUUCCCCAGAUUCGGUCGUUGCAUCUGAACACUCUUUCCCACCACACACAACCGAGGUGACUUCUGAAUGCCAGGCCCCACCACUUUCAGCCACCCCAUCUGAAUAUGUGGUUCUAUCAGAUGAAGAGACAGUCGAGUUGGAGCGGUACACACCCUCUUCCACGUCUGCUUCUGAAUUUUCAGUACCACCAUAUGCAACACCGGAGGCACAGGAGGAAGAAAUUGUCCACAGAUCUCUAAAUCUAAAAGGUGCAUCCUCACCCACGAAUUUAUCAGAGGAAGAUCAAGAAGACAUUGGACCUUUUUCUCCAGAUUCUGCAUUUGCGUCAGAAUUCUCAUUUCCACCGUAUGCAACCCAGGAAGCAGAGAAAAGAGAAUUUGAGUGCGAUUCUCCAAUAUGUUUAACAUCGCCAUCUGAGCACACUAUUUUGUCAGAUGAAGACACUGAAGAAGCGGAACUGUUCUCUCCAGACUCAGCAUCACAAGUUUCAAUCCCUCCAUUCAGAAUCUCAGAAACAGAGAAAAAUGAACUUGAGCCUGAUUCACUAUUAACUGCAGUGUCUGCUUCAGGGUAUUCCUGCUUUUCAGAAGCAGAUGAGGAAGACAUUGGAUCUACAGCUGCUACACCUGUAUCUGAGCAGUUCAGUUCAUCACAGAAGCAAAAAUCUGAAACUUUCCCUUUGAUAUCUCCACUUGAAGACUUGAGUCUGCCGCCUUCAACAGAUAAAUCAGAGAAAGCAGAAAUUAAGCCAGAUAUUCCAACAACCUCAGCAUCUGUAUCUGAAUAUCUAAUUUUGGCACAGAAGCAGAAAACUCAAGCAUAUUUAGAGCCUGAGUCUGAAGACUUGAUUCCUCCACAUUUAACCAGUGAAGUGAAGAAGGGAGAAAGGGAGGCAAGUUCAUCAGUAGCUGCAAUACCUGCUUCUUUACCUGCACAAUCAUCUAUAGUAAAGGAAGAAACCAAACCUGCAUCUCCACAUUCGGUUUUACCUGAUUCAGUCCCUGCAAUCAAGAAAGAACAGGAACCCACAGCGGCACUCACUGUAAAAGCUGCAGAUGAACAGAUGGCUUUGUCAAAAGUCAGAAAGGAAGAAAUUGUGCCUGAUUCUCAAGAAGCUACAGCACAUGUAUCACAGGAUCAAAAAAUGGAGCCUCAGCCUCCAAAUAUUCCAGGGUUUGAGAUGAAAUAUUCAGUUUUGCCUGAUGUGGUAGAUGAGCCAAAGAAGGGUGUCAAGCCCAAAUUAGUUCUAAAUGUGACUUCUGAACUAGAACAGAGAAAGUUGUCUGAGAACGAGCCUGAAGUAAUAAAACCGUGUUCACCUCUAAAGGAAACAUCUUUAUCUGGACCUGAGGUUUUAUCAGCAGCAAAAAUGGAGAUGAAACAUGAUUCUAAAAUAACAACUACACCUACAGUGCUUCAUUCAGCUUCCUCAGGAGUGGAAAAACAAGUUGAACAUGGUCCACAUGCACUAGCAUUUUCAGCUUUGUCAGAAGAAAUUAAAAAAGAAAUGGAACCCAGUUCCUCAACAACCACAGCAUCUGUAACUAAGCUUGAUUCAAACUUAACCAAAGUAGUAAAAGAAGAAAUCUCAACAGAUUCAUCUCUUGUCACUCCUGUAGGUCAUCCAGUCUUAACAAAAGUAGGAAAGGGUGAAUUAGGAAGUGGUUUGCCACCACUGGUAACAUCUACAGAUGAGCAUUCAGUUCUUGCAGAAGAAGACAAGGUGGCAAUUAAAGGUGCUUCUCCCAUUGAAACUUCAUCCAAACAUUUAGCUUGGUCAGAAGCAGAGAAGGAAAUUAAAUUUGAUUCACCUCCAAGUGUCUCCUCUAUAGCAGAGCAUUCUGUUUUGUCAGAAGUUGAAGCCAAAGAAGUUAAAGCUGGGUUGCCAGUAAUCAAAACAUCAUCUUCUCAAUAUUCAGACGAAUCUGAGGAAGCAAGGGUAGAAGAUAAACAAGGUCUUUCAUGUUCUACAGUUCGCGACUCUGAACGUUUGGUUUCAUCACAGAAAAAGAGCUUGGUGUCUACCUCAGCGGUGUUAGGGCCUGAACAUGAGCUUUCACUCAGCCUAUGGGGUGAGAUAAAGAAGGAAGAAACUGAACUUCCUUCAUCACAAAAUGUGUCACCUGCAUCCAAACAUAUAAUUCCAAAAGGCAAAGAUGAGGAAAUAGCAAGUUCAUCUCCUGAGUUGGAAAAUUCAGCAUCAGGUUUAGCUCCAACAUUACUGCUCCUCAGUGAUGGUAAGAACAAACAGGCAGUGGAGGUAUCUUCUACAGACCAGGGAGACUUCCCAUCAGAAAAACAAGACAUUGCUUUGGCAGAGCUGUCUUUGGAACCUGAGAACAAAAACAAGCCACACCAACUGUUGGAAUUACCAAAUGCUGGGUCAGAAUUUGCUAGUGGUUUAGGUAGACAAAGUGGAUCCAUCGGUACAAAACAAGCAAAGUCUCCCAUAACUGAAACAGGGGAUUCUGUUUUAGAAAAAGGCCCAGCUGAGCUUAGGAGCAGAGAAGGAAAAGAAGAAAAUAGAGAACUUUAUGCAUCUGCUACAAUGCCUACAACUUCAGAGCUUUCAUCAUUGCUUAGGGAGGAAUCUCAGAAUGAAGAAAUUAAACCUUUCUCUCCCAAGAUCGUCAGCCUAGAGUUGAAAGAACCACCUGCUUCUGUAGCUGAAGGAGACAACCCAGAAGAAUUUCAGCCAUUUACUUUUUCUUUAAAAGGAUUAUCAGAGGAGGUUAGCCAUCCAGCCGACUUUAAAAAGGGAGGAAAUCAAGAAAUAGGCCCAUUACCACCAACUGGAAAUUUGAAGGCACAAGUCAUGGGAGAUAUUGUAGCUAAGCUAAGUGAAGAAACAGGCCACCCAGAUUCAUCUCAGCUACUACAGAGUGUAACAGAACCAUCAAAGAUUGCUCUUUCUGACCUCCUUGUGGAACAAAAGAACACAGAAAAAGCACUUCAUUCAGAUCAAACUAUUAAAUUGCCUGAUGUAAGCACCUCUUUUGCAGAUAAACAAGAUCUGGAUAUUAAGCAGUUUUCAUUUAUGAAAGAGAAUUUGCCUUUGGAACAAUCAAAAUCAUUUAUGACAACCAAGCCUGCAGAUGUCAAAGAAACAAAAAUGGAAGAAUUCUUUAUUUCUCCAAAGGAUGAAAACUGGAUGUUGGGAAAGCCAGAAAAUGUGGCUAGUCAACACGAAGAGAGAAUAGCAGGAUCUGUGCAGCUGGAUUCCUCUGGCAGCAAUGAGCUGAGGCCAGAGCAGCUCAAGGCUGCUGUGUCCAGUAUGGACCAUAUAUAUGAAGUGAGAAAGCAGGUCUUGCCUCAUUCUGCUGAAGAAUCUCAUUUGUCAUCACAAGAAGCAGUAUCUGCUCUUGAUACUUCCAGUGGUAAUGUAGAGACCUUAUCAUGUAAAAGUUACUCUUCUGAAGAACUAAAGCUGGCUGAAGAACCAAAGCUGGCUGAAGAACCAAAGUCUUUUGUCCUCGCUGGAAAUGUAGAGAGAAAUAUAGCAGAGGAGAAGGAGAGUCAUUCUUUGAUGGAGAGUGAAAGUUUGCUAUUGGAGAAAGCAAACACAGAGUUUUCCUGGCCUUCCAAAGAAGAUAGCCAGGAAAAAAUUAAACUACCUCCUGAAAGAUUCCUCCAGAAACCAGUGUCUGGCCUAUCAGUGGAACAGGUGAAGUCAGAAACAAUCCCCUCUUCUGUCAAAACAACCCAUUUCCUGGCAGAAGGUGUGGAACCGGCACUGGGCAAUGAAAAAGAAGCACACAGGAGCACACCUCCUUUUUCUGGAGAGAAGCCACUGGAAGAAUCGAAAAUGGUUCAGUUGAAGGUUAUUGAUGAUGCUGAUGAGGAAAAGAAACCAGCACCUGAAGUGAAAAUACCCACACAAAGAAAACCCAUCUCCUCACUCCACUCAGAAGAGCCUCAAUCCCCAGAGUCACCUGAGGUGACAGAAAAGCCACCUACACAGCCAAAAGUGGCUAAGCCAGACCUUCCUCAGGAAAAGGGAAAGAAAGGAAUUUCAUCUUUCAAAUCAUGGAUGUCCAGCUUGUUUUUUGGAUCAAACACUCCAGAUAGGAAAGUUGCUGAACAAGAAGACUUAGAAACACUGCCAAGCCCAUCUGUAGAAAAAGCAGUGACUGUGAUAGAACCUGAAGUUACAAUUCCCACCAAUUUUAAUGUAGCUGAGAAACAAGCUGAUCAUUCAUUAUCAGAGGUAAAACUCAAAACUGCUGACGAAUCCCGAGGUACUUUAGUAAAAUCUGGUGAAGGUCAAAACGUUAAAGAAAAAUCCAUAAUUUUGUCAAAUGUAGAAGAUUUACAACAGCCAAAAUCCAUUUCUGAGGUGUCUAGGGAAGAUUAUGGAAAAAAAGAAAUCUCAGACAAUUCAGAGGAAAUGAACAUAAACUCAGUAGUUACUUCUGCUGAUGGUGAGAAACAUCUUGAAAUUCAACCUUAUUCACUAAUCGGUGAGAAACUGAUUAUAGAAGAAGUCAAAACUAUUGUUCCUCUUCAUGUUACUGAUAGUAAAAGAGUCCAGAAGCCAGCAAUUGCUCCUCCAUCUAAAUGGAAUAUUUCUAUUUUUAAGGAAGAGCCAAGAAGUGAUCAAAAAGAAAAAUCACUCCUUUCAUUUGAUGUAGUAGAUAAGGUGCCACAACAGCCAAAAUCAGCUUCCUCCAACUUUGCAAGUAAAAAUAUCACAAAGGAAUCAGAGAAAUCAGAGUCAAUUAUUUUGCCAGUAGAAGAAUCAAAAGGCAGUUUAGUUGAUCUCAGUAAAGACAGACUAAAGAAAGAAAUGCAAAAUCCUACUUCCUUGAAAAUUUCUGAAGAGGAAACAAAACUCAGGUCUGUUAGUCCAACUGAGACGAAAGAUAAUUUGGAAAACAGAUCGUAUACCUUGGCAGAAAAGAAGGUGCUGGCAGAAAAACAAGACUCCGUGGCCCCAUUAGAGCUUAGAGAUAGUAAUGAAAUAGGGAAGACACAAAUUACACAUGGAUCUAGAUCUACUGAACUGGAAGAAUCAAAAGCCAAUGCUAUGCCACAGCACUUCUAUCAAAAUGAAGACUACAGUGAAAGACCCAAAAUCAUUGUUGGUUCUGAAAAGGAGAAAGGUGAAGAAAAAGAAAAUCAGGUAUAUGUGCUUUCGGAAGAAAAGAAGAAGCAGGAACAUCAGCCUUAUUCUGUGAAUGUAGCCGAGUCUAUGAUUAAAGAAUCAGAUAUCUCUUUAGGUCAUUCUUUGGGUGAAACUCAAUCAUUUUCAUUAGUUAAAGCUACAUCAGUUACUGAAAAAUCAGAUGCUAUGCUUUCAGACGCUCAUCCAGAAAUCAGAGAAGCAAAGGCAGUAGCAACCCAACCACAUCCUUUAGAAGAAAGUAAAGUUUUGAUGGAGAAAACCAAGACUUUCCUGCCGGUGGCUCUUCCUUGUCGUGAUGAAAUAGAGAACCACUCUUUAUCUCAUGAAGGAAAUCUAGUAUUAGAAAAGUCAAGCAGAGAUAUGCCAGAUCACAGUGAAGAAAAAGAACAGUUCAGAGAGUCAGAGCUAUCGAAAGGUGGUUCAGUAGAUAUCACAAAAGAAAGUAUGAAACAAGGAUUUCCAACUAAAGAAUCCGAAAGGACUUUAGCUUAUCCUUUUGAUGAAACUAAGAGCUCAGAAACACCACCAUAUUUGCUGUCAUCUGUAAAACCACAAACUCUAGUUUCAGGAGAUUCUCCAGAAAUUAAUGCAAUGAAGAAACAAGAAAUGCCACAAUCAGAAUUGACUCCAGAAAGGCAUACAGUUCAUACUAUUCAGACAUCUAAAGAUGACACAUUCGAUGUGCCUAAACAAUCUGUUCUUGUUUCAAAGCACCACUUGGAGGCUGUGGAAGAUACCCAUGUAAAGGAACCACUGUCUUCAGCAAAAAGCAACUAUGCUCAAUUUAUAUAUAGUGCAUCAGCAAGCAAUGCUGAUAAAAUGGUUUCUAAUAAAGAAAUGUCCAAAGAGCCUGAAGACACGUAUGCAAAAGAUGAAGACUUUACAGUGACUAGUAAGCCAGCUGGACUUUCAGAAGAUCAGAAGACUGCCUUUAGUAUCAUUUCUGAAGGCUGUGAGAUAUUGAAUAUUCAUGCUCCUGCCUUUAUUUCUUCAAUCGAUCAGGAAGAAAGUGAACAAAUGCAAGAUAAGUUAGAAUAUUUGGAAGAGAAAGCCUCAUUUAAAACCGUACCACUCCGUGAUGAUAGUGAAACAGUUGCUUGUCACAAAACAUUAAAGAGCAGGUUAGAAGAUUCUGAUGAAAAAGUUACAUCAUUGAAAGAAAGUAAACAAAAGGAAACUCGUCAUACAGAAGAAAAGACAUCCACAGAUUCAGAAACUGGUGAUUUAUCUUUUAUUCAGUCCACAAUUCCCAGUGAAGAGGAUUAUUUUGAAAAAUAUACUUUGAUUGAUUAUAACAUCUCCCCAGACCCAGAAAAACAGAAAGCUCCACAGAAAUUAAAUGUUGAAGACAAACUCUCAGAGGAAGUUACAGAAGAAGCGAUCUCUUUCCCAGUAAGUUCAGUGGAAAGUGCACUAGAACAUGAAUAUGACUUGGUGAAAUUAGAUGAAAGUUUUUAUGGACCGGAAAAGGACCACAAUAUAUUAUCUCAUCCGGAGACCCAAAAGUCUUUGGGUAUCCAAAAAUCAGCUGACAGAAAUGUUUCAAAGGACGUAAAGAGAGAUGCGGACUCAAAGUCACCUGGGAUGCCUUUAUUUGAAGCAGAGGAAGGAGUUUUGUCACGAACCCAGAUAUUUCCUACCACUAUUAAAGCCAUUAAUCCGGAACUUCUGGAGGAGCCACCUGCACUUGCAUUUUUAUAUAAGGAUCUGUAUGAAGAAGCAGUUGGAGAGAAAAAGAAGGAAGAGGAGACAGCUUCUGAAGGUGACAGUGUGAAUUCUGAGGCAUCAUUUCCCAGCAGAAAUUCUGACACUGAUGAUGGAACAGGAAUAUAUUUCGAGAAGUACAUACUCAAAGAUGACAUUCUCCAUGACACAUCUCUAACUCAAAAGGACCAGGGCCAAGGUCUGGAAGAAAAACGAGUUGGUAGGGAUGAUUCAUACCAACCGAUAGCUGCAGAAGGGGAAAUUUGGGGAAAGUUUGGAACUAUUUGCAGGGAGAAGAGUCUGGAAGAACAGAAAGGUGUUUAUGGGGAAGGAGAAUCAGUAGGCCAUGUGGAGACUCUUGAUAAUAUAGCAAUGCAGAAGAAAGCUCCCAUCAGAGAGGACAUCAGAGUGGCUACCCAAAAAAUAAGUUAUGCAGUUCCAUUUGAAGACACCCAUCAUGUUCUGGAGCAUGCAGAUGAAGCAGGCAGUCAGGGUAAUGAAGUCGAAAAUGCAAGUCCAGAGGUCAGUCUGAAUGUCCCAGUACAAGUGUCCUUCCCGGAGGAAGAAUUUGCAUCUGGUGCAACUCAUGUUCAAGAAACACCACCAGAAGAACCUAAAAUCCUGGUCCCACCUGAGCCAACUGAAGAGAGGCUCCGUAGUAGCCCUGUUCAGGAUGAGUAUGAAUUUGCAGAAUCUUUGCAUUAUGAAGUGCUUCCUCAAGACAUUUUAUCAGAAGAACUGUCUUCAGAAUCCAGACCUGAAGAUGUCUUAUCUCAAGGAAAGGAAUCCUUUGAGCACAUCAGUGAAAAUGAAUUUGUGAGUGAGACAGAGCAAAGUACAUCUGCUGAACAGAAAGAGUUGGGCAGCGAGUGGAAAGAAGAAAACCAAUUAUCAUCUGAGUUAGUAACUGAAAAGGCACAAAAAGAGCUGAAAAAGUCCCAGAUUGACACAUACUGUUACACCUGCAAAUGUCCAAUUUCUGCCACUGACAAGGUGUCUGGCACCCACAAAGACCAUGAGGUUUCAACGCUUGACACAGCUAUAAGUGCUGUAAAGGUUCAAUUAGCAGAAUUUCUAGAAAAUUUACAAGAAAAAUCCUUGAGGAUUGAAGCCUUUGUUAGUGAGAUAGAAUCCUUUUUUAAUACCAUUGAGGAAAACUGUAGUAAAAAUGAGAAAAGGCUAGAAGAACAGAAUGAGGAAAUGAUGAAGAAGGUUUUAGCACAGUAUGAUGAGAAAGCCCAGAGCUUUGAGGAAGUGAAGAAGAAGAAGAUGGAGUUCCUGCAUGAGCAGAUGGUCCACUUUCUGCAGAGCAUGGACACUGCCAAGGACACCCUGGAGACCAUCGUGAGAGAAGCAGAGGAGCUUGACGAGGCUGUCUUCCUGACUUCGUUUGAGGAAAUCAAUGAAAGGUUGCUUUCUGCAAUGGAGAGCACUGCUUCUUUAGAGAAAAUGCCUGCUGCGUUUUCCCUUUUUGAACAUUAUGAUGACAGCUCGGCAAGAAGUGACCAGAUGUUAAAACAAGUGGCUGUUCCACAGCCUCCUAGAUUAGAACCUCAGGAACCAAAUUCUGCCACCAGCACAACGAUUGCAGUUUAUUGGAGCAUGAACAAGGAUGAUGUCAUUGAUUCAUUUCAGGUUUACUGCAUGGAGGAGCCACAAGAUGACCAAGAAGUAAAUGAGUUGGUAGAAGAAUACAGACUGACAGUGAAAGAAAGCUACUGCAUUUUUGAAGAUCUGGAACCUGACCGAUGCUAUCAAGUGUGGGUGAUGGCUGUGAACUUCACUGGAUGUAGCCUGCCCAGUGAAAGGGCCAUCUUUAGGACAGCACCCUCCACCCCUGUGAUCCGCGCUGAGGACUGUACUGUGUGUUGGAACACAGCGACUAUCCGAUGGCGGCCCACCACCCCAGAGGCCACGGAGACCUACACUCUGGAGUACUGCAGACAGCACUCUUCUGAGGGCGAGGGCCUCAGGUAAGGGGCCCUCUCCAUGGGAGAGACUGCCCAGAGCCCAGGAACCAAGCUCCUGGCCCUAAACUACCCUCUGGCUUCUGCUCACCAAGGGAGAAAUGUAGCCUAAAAUCCUGCUGAGCUAAUGAAGCCGCUGACUUGAUUUGCAGCUCUAUCAUGGUUCAUCAAUGAACUCCAAGUUUGUAAUAAAACACAUGCUACAAUGAGAAUAA
Mandrillus leucophaeus (drill) is the source of this 11613-nucleotide messenger RNA. It is a transcript of the gene CMYA5, whose product is annotated as cardiomyopathy associated 5. Gene Ontology annotation, molecular function: protein binding. The transcript has 9 exons. The record is from RefSeq and is a predicted model, not a curated record. The coding region runs from base 72 to 11408 and encodes 3778 amino acids. NCBI's taxonomy places the organism in Eukaryota, Metazoa, Chordata, Mammalia, Primates, Cercopithecidae.